CACACAAAUGAGAUACCAAAGAACGAACAAGACAUAUUCAACCAAUUGACAGAGAUCCGUACCAAACUAUCAAUCUUGAAAAAAGAUCGUUCUCAAUAUCUAAAUUCAAAAGAUGUUUUAUCCAUAUAUACAAACGUUUUAACAUUAGUUAAAAAUUUAAACAAUAUUAGACAUCAAGUUGAAGACAGAAUCUCCAAUAGAGUGGAUCAGGUCGUUGAUGAUGUCUUCCAGUUAUUAUCCCUUUUCUUCAUCACUGUUGGGUUGAGUAAAACUGCUCCGGCAACUUAUGCCUCAUUAUCUACUGUGCAAAGAUUAUUGGAACAUUUGAAUGAAUCAAGAGUUUAUACUCAUCAUGAUUUGAAACCUAUCAAGGAAAGAUUGAGUGAGAUUGAGGAGAUUAUUGAAGAGAAUAAAAAUCCUGUAGAUGAAGAGGAGGAUUUCUUGUUAAAGAGGAAAUUAAAAGAGUGUCAAUUGGAGUAUAAUGAAGUUGAAAAUAAAGUUGAAGAUGUUGAUAAUUCUUUAAAUUCUUUAUUGGAGGAAUUAAUCACAACAAGAAGAAAAUUGUUGAGUAUUGCAGCUAGACCAGAUUUUAAAACCCAGGAAUUAACUCCAUUAAAAUUAAAAUUACAAGAAUUGGGUAAACAUCGUGAUCUAAAUGGGAAAUUUACAUCUUUGGAAACUGGGAAAUUUGAAGAAAAUGGUCAAAGUGUUUUGAAUGGGUUAUAUGAUGAUUGUAAUAUUUUGAUCAAAGAUUUAGAAGCUCAUAAAUUUGAAUUGGAUGAUAAUUUAAAACCUAUUUAUGAUCGGUUAAUUAAUUUGAAAACAACAUUGGAAGAUUUAUUAGUUACAAGAAGAUGGACCCUAAGAGAAACUGAUUUAUACACUUAUCAAAAAAAUUUACAAGAAUUGGAUGACCUAAGAGUUGAUGGUAAAUUCCCAACAAAAGAUGAAUCUAAAAGUAAUAAAGGUCAAUCAAUUUUGUUGUAUUUAUUAAGAAGAUGUUAUGCAAUCAUUUACAAGCUUUUGGAAUCAAGUGAACCGGUGAGUGAAGCAUUACAACCAAUUCAUAAUCAAUUAUCAACAGUACGUAGAUGUCUUAUGGAAGUUAGAAGAAUGGGUGGUAUUAAUUCUGCAAGAGAAUUAUAUCCAUAUCAAAUGAAGUUGGCAUCAUUGGAUAAUCUGAGAGAAGAUGGGAAAUUUAUAGUGGAUGGUCAAAUUCCUGAAGGUCAAGGUACUUUAAAUGCCUUGUUGGCUGAAUGUUAUGAUAUUUGUCAAGAGAUGAAGGUUGAAGCUGAAGAAAAUGAAACUGAAGAACAAGGGGUCUCGGAUGAUGUUGAUGAUGGUACUAAUCUUUAUGAUCAUGAUGAUGAAGAGGAA
Messenger RNA from Hansenula anomala, 1377 nucleotides. It is a transcript of the gene CUB1, whose product is annotated as Cub1p. NCBI's taxonomy places the organism in Eukaryota, Fungi, Ascomycota, Saccharomycetes, Phaffomycetales, Wickerhamomycetaceae. The transcript has a single exon. Gene Ontology annotation, cellular component: cytoplasm; nucleus. The record is from RefSeq and is a predicted model, not a curated record. The annotation marks the transcript as partial.